This is a messenger RNA of Adineta steineri, 2238 nucleotides long. Lineage: Eukaryota; Metazoa; Rotifera; Eurotatoria; Adinetida; Adinetidae. The record is from the annotation of a GenBank genome assembly.
AUGAAACUCAAAAUAAAACAAGAACAAAUGGUCGUUAAUGAUGAACAAGAGAAUGGCACUGAUGAAAUAACGAAAACAAAUGAUGAAAAAAUUAGUUCAUCCAAUGUGCAAGUAACAGAUGAUGAUAAAGAAAAAGGAAAUUUUAAAAAUUUUAAAAUAUCAAAACAAACAAUUAAAAAACUUAAAGAUCGUAAUGUUAAUUUUUUAUUUCCUGUUCAAGCACAAAGUUACAAUCAUAUUCAUGAACAAAAAGAUUGUUUAGUUCAAGCAUAUACAGGUACUGGUAAAACAUUAGCAUUUUCAAUUCCAAUUGUUGAAUUACUUCAAAAUGAUACAUCAGUUAAAUUAACACGUGGACGUCCGCCACGCGUUCUUGCUUUAGCUCCAACACGAGAAUUAACAAAACAAAUUUCCGAUGAUUUUCAAUCGAUUGUUACUGAUAUGUCGGUUGUAACAAUUUAUGGUGGAAAAAAAUAUGAAGAUCAAGAAAAUAGUAUUCGUAAUGGAUGUGAUAUUAUUGUUGCUACACCCGGUCGAUUGAAAGAUAUUAUUGAUAAGAAAAGACUUGAUUUAAGUAAAAUUAAACAUGUUAUUCUUGAUGAAGUUGAUCGAAUGCUUGAUAUGGGUUUUAUUGAUGAUGUAGAAGAAAUUCUUGGUCAUAUGUUUAAAUCAAAACAAGAAGUAAAACCACAAUUUGUUGUUUUUUCUGCAACAAUGCCUAAUUGGGUACUUAAAACAACAACAAAAUAUAUGACAAAAGAUUAUGUUACAGUUGAUUUAGUUAAAGGAAAUGCACAAAAAACAUCUUCGAAUGUUGAACAUUUAGCAGUAGCAUGUACUUAUCAAGAUCGAGCAGGUGUUAUAAAUUCACUUGUACAAAUCUAUUCCAGUAAUAGUCUUGAUGGACGUGCCAUUGUUUUUUGUGAAACAAAAAAAGAAGCUGAUGAACUUUCAGUUAGUCAUGAUAUUAAAGCUGAAGCACAUGUACUUCAUGGUGAUAUUCCACAAGAUAAACGUGAACUUGUUCUUAGAAAAUUUCGUGAAGGAAAAUAUCGUUUAUUAAUUACAACUGAUGUUGCUGCACGUGGUCUUGAUAUACCUGAAGUUGAUCUUGUUCUUGUUACAGCUCCACCUAAAGAUGUUGAAGCAUAUAUUCAUCGAUCAGGUCGUACAGGUCGAGCAGGUGCUCAAGGCAAAUGUAUUUGUUUAUAUAAAUCAAAUCAACAACGUGAUCUUAGACGAGUAGAAGUUGAAGCAGGCAUUCAAUUUACACGUAUUGAACCACCAGGAACAGCAGAUCUUCUUACUGCAUCAUCGGCUGAUGCAGUUAAAGCACUUGAUAGUGUAACCGAUGCUGCUAAAGCACAUUUUCGUGACGCAGCAGAAAAAAUUCUUGCAACAUGUGAUGCAGCUGAUGCUUUAGCAGCUGCAUUAGCUUGUAUAUCUGGUACAACAAGUAUUGUUCCUCGAUCUCUCUUCACAAAGAAAGAAAAUCAUACAACAUAUAUGUUCUCGGUUACAGAUGAAAUGAAAGGCGCUGGAUUAGUAUUUACUAUGUUACGUAAAGUUUUUGGUGAAGAUUUUGAUGCUAAAGGUAAAUGUUCACAAAUUGGAUUUACAAAAGAUUAUAAAAGUGCUGUAUUUGAUAUACCAAGUGAACUUGAUGAAAUUUUACAAGAGAAGUGGAAAGAUAGUCCAAGAAUGCAAAUGAAAGCAAUUACAGAAAUGCCACUACUUGAUGAUGCGUCUCGAUAUGGUAGUGGUGGUGGUUUUGGUGGCGGUGGUGGUGGUGGUCGAGGUUUUUCAUCACGUGGUGGCUAUGGAUCAUCACGUGGUGGAGGUAACUCUGGUAAUCGAAAUUCUUCAAAUGCUUGUUUUAAAUGUAACAAAGAAGGUCAUAAAUCAUUUGAAUGUCCUGAAGCAAAUGGUGCAGGAAGAUCCGGUGGUAAUGGUUGUUUCAAAUGUGGAAAAGAAGGUCAUAAAUCAUUUGACUGUCCAGAUGCAAAAGGAUCCGGUGGACGAGGCCAAUCAAAUGGCGGUGGUGGUUGUUUUAAUUGUGGUAAAGAUGGUCAUAAAUCAUUUGACUGUCCCGAACCAAAAAAAGGACGACCGUCAUUUGGUGGUGGAUCUCGUGGUGGUGGUGGCAUGAAACGUAGCUUUAAUGGUAAUCAUGAAAACGGCCAUAGUACAGGUGAAACAACUAGCAAAAAAAUUAAAUUUGACGACAAUGAUGAUUAG